AACUGCGCAUGAAUUUUUGACUCGCCAAAUGACGUAGUUGUUAUAUACGAGGAAAUAAGCAGUUGUUAUACUACCUUGCUAAAGUGGAGAUAAUAAAUAUCGUCACGAUAGUGUCGACAGUUUUGCGAUUAUGGUGAAACCAGGUGUCUACUCGGUCGAUUCGGAAAAAGACAAUGAGAAGAAAGAUUUGAAAAAAUUGCCGUUGCAAGAUCUGCCUUUAGCGGUGGGUGUGGUGAAGAUCUUGCCAGAAAAUGCCAGUGAUGCAGCCCCCAAGACAUGCUGCACUCUGUGACGGUUGUGUUUUCUAAUACUUGCUGUGAUGCUGAUUUUCUUGGCGAUUGGAGUGGGCGUCAUGACAUAUCAUUUACUUUCACGAGAUGAGUAUGGUCACCACAAGAAAAGCAAAUUUGACUGUCAUGUCACUUACGAGGAAGAUAACCCAGACAAGGACAAACAAGAGGGCGAGCAACCAGUCGACAAUGUAAAAGUGCCCGAUGUAUCAACAACGUCAGAGCCUGGUCAACAUGUGAUUAUACCACAAAGGACAACUACGAUGAGAACCACCACAGUUUCCCUGGGAUAUCUGGACGAAGAAAUCGAGAUAGACGAUGAAACAGAAACGUUUGAAAUCCCACCUGGCGAUGGCUGUGAACGAGUGACUAUAAUGCACGAUUUUACAGCGGGUAUAUCUGCUUAUCGAAUGUGGGAAUCAGAACUGUGUUUCGUGAAGCCACUGGAGUCAGAAUGUAUGCCUCCCUGGAUGCUGGCAAGGCGAAUGUCGAACCCCGAAUAUUUGCGUCAACACUUCUCCAUGGUACGAGAGAAUUACGUGGCUGUUCCACCUGCUAUCCCGGACGUGUUUACACUGGGACCGUUUGUAGGCAAUCUGUGCAAUGGCAUGUUGACAUACUGGCUCGAAGAAGCUAUUGAGAGAGAAGAGGAGCCGCAUGUCCCAGGGAGCGAAACGGAGAGCUCCGAAGAGUCCGAAUCCAGUGAUAGUAGCUGGAUUCCAUCAUGGUGGCACCACGGACCUCCACUUCCUCCCAGGCACAGAGGGCGUCGCGCAGUAGCCAAUUUGAAAGUGGAGACAAACAAAGAGACCAAGAUUCGUUACUGGGAUGGCACCCCAAAAGUCAAGGAGAUGACAGUUCGAUACAAAGUGGAUGAGUAAGAAUACACUCGCGGACACGUACAUUAAAGCAGAGGCUGGCACCGUCUGGAGUCAUAGCGAAGAAGUGACAUCUCGUGAUUUUAAGCUUGAAUUUUCAGACGAUAGAUGGGUUGAGAAUGCGGAUUUAACACAUAUUUGAACAUACUUAUACUUUUAUUGCUUUUUACAAAAUGUACUCAGAUUGCAACAAAUGCUUUGUUUUUAACUUACACCCCAACGUACGCCAUAGUUGUCAAACAGCGCGGCGUGCAUUAAGAAUGGGUGUAAACAUUUUACACUCGUUGUAUUCGUCGCUUGGGACCCACACGACGCGCUGUGUCUCCCAUGGCGUUUUAAAUAACUAGCCCUCAACAAAUAAUGUUUUCUCAGAUCCCUUUAAAGGAUAAGCAAAAAUAGUCUGGUUGCCCCGGAUGGAUUUUAGUUGAUAGCCGGUAGUCAAUAUUGACUGUAUGUUAUUCUCAUUACUCACGAUGGAUCAUCUAAGGGGCAAUUGAAAAUCCAAUAAACACAUUUCACAAGGCUGCAUUUAAAUUGACAUUCAGAACGCUGACUUAAAUAUUUAAUCGUCAUGUUGUUGGCUUUCCUACUGGAAUUUCAGAAACAUAUUAUUUUGUCUGUGGGGCACCUAUAUAUACCUGCAAUAUAUCACUGAGUACCUUGAUGUGGAGUGACGAAAUUUGAAAUACUAAUAACAAGGAAAAAAACGUAUUUACAUCUUUACAUUUUUAUUUUGAAAUAUUACAUACAAUGUCUAGUUUGUUGUUCAAGUUCAUUUAUAAAUUGAAUUUAGACUCAGACAUCUAAUAAAUAAUAUUAGUUGUCUGAGAUUUAGAUAACUUUAGCCUGUUUGAAUAUUUUUUGGCAUCUUGAUAAAUUAACUAAGACAUAAUUUAUCGUAAAAUGAAAACGAUAAAAUAUUGGCAAAAAACAAUUGCGCAUGCGUCCCGAAAUUACUUAUACACAUAUACGCACGGUGAUCAAAUUAUAGCCUAACAAUUUAGUGAUGACGGAUGAAUAUUCAUAGUUACCCACAUUGCGUCAAUUUGCGCAAUUUGUAAAUCGUAGGAAAAAUGUUGGUCACAUCAUGGUUGUUACUGUCCAUAACACGGUCCUAAUUUUACAACCAUAUUCGAAUAUUGCGAAAAUAAAAACUUUCUACAUAUAACCGACAUCAACAUGUGAUUACAUUGUACUUACAGUGUAUCGCAUUUGGUAAUUUUCAUAGUAUGGACAACAGCCAAUACUUUGUUAUACCUUUCUUUAUGCAAAAUAUGCGAUCUUAUUGUAUUUUUGUG
Molecule: messenger RNA, 2466 nt
Organism: Saccoglossus kowalevskii
Lineage: Eukaryota; Metazoa; Hemichordata; Enteropneusta; Harrimaniidae
Biological process (GO): negative regulation of amyloid precursor protein biosynthetic process
Cellular component (GO): Golgi apparatus; plasma membrane; extracellular exosome
Molecular function (GO): amyloid-beta binding
Source: RefSeq, a predicted model, not a curated record